This is a messenger RNA of Lentinula edodes (shiitake mushroom), 426 nucleotides long. Its product is annotated as histone-fold-containing protein. The transcript has 3 exons. Lineage: Eukaryota; Fungi; Basidiomycota; Agaricomycetes; Agaricales; Omphalotaceae. Gene Ontology annotation, molecular function: protein heterodimerization activity; structural constituent of chromatin; DNA binding. The coding region runs from base 1 to 426 and encodes 141 amino acids. Gene Ontology annotation, cellular component: nucleosome. The record is from RefSeq and is a predicted model, not a curated record.
AUGUCUGGCAAAGGCGGAAAAUCUGGAAAGACCGGUGGCAAGGCUUCUGGUGACGGUUCUAGCAAGUCCCAGUCGCGUUCUGCCAAGGCGGGUCUUCAGUUCCCGGUUGGUCGUGUCCACAGACUGCUUAAGAAGGGCAACUAUGCUCAGCGUGUCGGUGCUGGUGCUCCUGUCUACCUUGCAGCUGUCCUCGAGUAUCUCGCCGCUGAGAUUCUCGAACUCGCUGGUAACGCAGCCCGUGACAACAAGAAACAACGUAUUGUUCCUCGUCACCUUCAACUCGCUAUCAGAAACGACGAAGAGUUAAAUAAACUGCUCGGUGACGUUGUCAUCUCGCAGGGUGGUGUCGUUCCCCAUAUCGAAUCUCAACUCUUGCCAAGCAAGUCAAAGGGCAAGAAGGAGGACGGUAUUUCACAGGAAGUUUAG